AUGUUCAGCAUGAAGCAAUCGACGUUUCGACGAGCGACCCUGCUAGCGCUGAUGGCGAUGCUCAUGGUCGAAGCUGCUCCCAUCUCGAGCGUCAGCCCUGCCGCUACCACCACGGCGCACCGUACCGCCCGCGCAUCGUCGCACAGUCGCCACGCAGCAACCUCUUCGCACCCGCCUCCGACGAGCAAGGUGUACGUCUCGCCCACCGCCUCACACACCCAGGGUCAUCCGCAAUCCUCUUCCGCCUUAGUACACACCAGCGCCCCUCAUUUGGCAAACAUCCACUCUGGCGCGUCGCACACGAACGUGCACAUGUCAACCCCACCCCUCGCCCCCACCUCCACCCCGCACCACGCGUCGAACGCAGGCGGCAAGACCGUCAUCAGCAACCCCAUCCCCGGCUCUUCCUGGGAGCACAUCCGUCAGAUUCUGCUGAUUCCACUUUCGAUUCUUGUCGUGCUGAGUUUUCUGACGGGCGUGAGCAUGUAUGUGGCUGCGACGUGGGGAAGUGGCGAGGGGUGGUUUGGGCGGCCUGUAGAGGAGGUGGUGGGGGAGAAGGGGCAGACCAUCGGGGGUGUUCCCGCAGCAAGGGAGUUCCCGGCUGAGAAGAAGGAGGUGGCGAAGGGAGAGGCGGUGGGAGAGAGGGAGAAGGAGGCGGUGGGAAGGACGAGUACCGGUAGCGGAGUGUUUCGAUUCAGAGUGCCUUCACUUGACGGGCCUCCUCGCGAUCCAUGA
Molecule: messenger RNA, 735 nt
Organism: Kalmanozyma brasiliensis GHG001
Lineage: Eukaryota; Fungi; Basidiomycota; Ustilaginomycetes; Ustilaginales
Exons: 1
Coding region: 1-735 (244 amino acids)
Source: RefSeq, a predicted model, not a curated record